This is a messenger RNA of Urocitellus parryii (Arctic ground squirrel), 3431 nucleotides long. It is a transcript of the gene Mtm1, whose product is annotated as myotubularin 1. Gene Ontology annotation, molecular function: phosphatidylinositol-3,5-bisphosphate 3-phosphatase activity; phosphatidylinositol-3-phosphate phosphatase activity. The record is from RefSeq and is a predicted model, not a curated record. Gene Ontology annotation, biological process: negative regulation of autophagosome assembly; muscle cell cellular homeostasis; phosphatidylinositol dephosphorylation. Gene Ontology annotation, cellular component: membrane; cytoplasm. NCBI's taxonomy places the organism in Eukaryota, Metazoa, Chordata, Mammalia, Rodentia, Sciuridae.
CCCUGGAGCUGAGCAGCCUGGCAACGGCGGUGGCGCCGGGAGCCCAAGAGUUUCCAUUAUGGCCUCUGCAUCAACUUCUAAGUAUAAUUCACACUCCUUGGAGAAUGAAUCCAUUAAGAGGGCAUCUCAAGAUGGAGUGAAUCGGGAUCUCAGUGAGACUGUUCCUAGACUCCCAGGAGAAAUGCUAAUUACUGACAAAGAAGUUAUUUACAUAUGUCCUUUCAAUGGCCCCAUUAAGGGAAGAGUUUACAUCACAAAUUAUCGUCUUUAUUUAAGAAGUUUGGAAAUGGAUUCUGCUCUAAUACUUGAUGUUCCUCUGGGUGUGAUCUCAAGAAUUGAAAAAAUGGGAGGCGCGACAAGUAGAGGAGAAAAUUCCUAUGGUCUAGAUAUUACUUGUAAAGAUAUGAGAAACCUGAGGUUUGCUUUGAAACAGGAAGGCCACAGCAGAAGAGAUAUGUUUGAGAUCCUCACAAGAUUCGCCUUUCCUCUGGCCCACAGUCUGCCAUUAUUUGCAUUUUUAAAUGAAGAGAAGUUUAAUGUGGAUGGGUGGACUGUUUAUAAUCCAGUGGAAGAAUACAGAAGGCAGGGCUUGCCCAAUCACCAGUGGAGGAUAACUUUUAUUAAUAAAUGUUAUGAGCUCUGUGAUACUUACCCUGCUCUUUUGGUGGUUCCCUAUCGUGCCUCAGAUGAAGACCUCAGGAGGGUUGCAACUUUUAGAUCCCGAAAUCGAAUUCCAGUGCUGUCAUGGAUUCAUCCAGAAAACAAGACGGUCAUUGUGCGUUGCAGUCAGCCUCUUGUUGGUAUGAGUGGUAAACGAAAUAAAGAUGAUGAGAAAUAUCUCGAUGUGAUCAGGGAAACUAAUAGACAGAUUUCUAAACUCACAAUCUAUGAUGCAAGACCCAGUGUUAAUGCAGUGGCCAACAAGGCAACAGGAGGAGGAUAUGAAAGUGAUGAUGCAUAUCAUAACAUAGAACUUUCCUUCUUAGACAUUCAUAAUAUUCAUGUUAUGCGGGAAUCUUUAAAAAAAGUGAAAGACAUUGUUUAUCCUAACGUAGAAGAAUCUCAUUGGUUGUCCAGUUUGGAGUCUACUCAUUGGUUGGAACAUAUCAAGCUUGUUCUGACAGGAGCCAUUCAAGUUGCAGACAAAGUUUCUUCAGGGAAGAGUUCAGUGCUUGUGCACUGCAGUGACGGAUGGGACAGGACCGCUCAGCUGACAUCCCUGGCCAUGCUGAUGUUGGAUAGCUACUACAGGAGCAUCGAAGGCUUUGAAAUACUGGUACAAAAAGAGUGGAUAAGUUUUGGACAUAAAUUUGCAUCUAGAAUAGGUCAUGGUGAUAAAAACCACGCUGAUGCUGACCGAUCUCCUAUUUUUCUUCAGUUUAUUGAUUGUGUAUGGCAGAUGUCAAAACAGUUCCCUACAGCUUUUGAAUUCAAUGAACAGUUUUUGAUUACAAUUUUGGAUCAUCUGUACAGUUGCCGAUUUGGUACUUUCCUAUUCAACUGUGAAUCUGCUCGAGAAAGACAGAAAGUUACAGAAAGAACAGUUUCUUUAUGGUCACUAAUCAACGUCAAUAAAGAAAAAUUCAAAAACCCCUUCUACACAAAAGAAAUCAAUCGAGUUUUAUAUCCAGUUGCCAGCAUGCGUCACUUGGAACUCUGGGUAAAUUACUACAUUAGAUGGAACCCCAGAAUCAAGCAACAACAGCCGAAUCCAGUGGAGCAGCGUUACAUGGAGCUCUUGGCCUUGCGUGAUGAUUACAUAAAGCGGCUUGAGGAAUUGCAGCUUGCCAAUUCUGCCAAGCUUUCUGAUCCCCCAACAUCACCGUCCAGUCCUUCACAAAUGAUGUCCCAUGUGCAGACUCACUUCUGAGGGGGAACCCUGCUGGCACUGCCUUUGAGCUCUGAAUAAAGGAAUUAGUUGACUUUCAUUUUGGGCAUCUGUACAAAUAGAUUUAAAUAUUUGCCUCCAGGUAGAACUUAAACUAACAUUAUCUUAAACUCUUGAAUAUGUGCCUUCUAGAAUACAUAUUACAAGAAACUACAGUGUCUACAUGGCAAUCAGAAGAAAGCCAAGAGGAGGAAAAUCUGGAAAAUGCUGACACCUUUAAAAAGCAGUUUUUGAAAGAUAAAAUUUAAAUUUAAUACCUUUAUAGAAAUGCUACAUAUACAAUAUGUAUUUUUGAUACAUAAGAUACAUAUACAAUAUGUAUCUUAAUUGAGACAACAUUAUUUUCAGUCAGAGAGAGAGAGAGAUUUGUGAAAUGGAUUUUCCUCAGACUUCUUAGAAUAGUUGCUUUGGAUUAUCCAAAAUGAAUCCAAAUAUGAAAGAUGGGUAUACUGCCAAAACCAAAUUGAGCUCAGCUUCCGCAGUAUUAUUCAAAAGUAAGGUGUUUAAAUAAUUGCCAACUUUUAUAUCAUCAUAAAUGGUGAAUUAAGAAGAAAUAGCUAUGUAGAUGAUUUUUCCUUAUUCUGAAAUUUUGAAAUAUUAAAGGUUUUCCCCUAAUUUUCAGGAGAAGUGUAUUUUUAUAUUUAAAAAACUAGUGGGACCCAUUAAAUAUGAUUUGAUUUUUCCUUUACUUUGCCAGUUCUAUUUUCUAAAUUCUUUCAUGAGCUUGCCUAAAAUUCUGAAAUGGUUUUCAAGUUGUGGAAAAUCCUAUAUAGAACUCUAUUUAAGGAUGCCAGGUGCAUUCUGCUGCUUUAGGUGAAUAUUUCAGCAAACGUGGCUCUAGUAAAUGCAGCUUAUUUGCCAAAAUGUAGGUUCACCAUCUUGGAUAUAUAAGCUACUACUAGAGCAUCAUUCUUUGAGAUAAAUGCCCCAGAUGUACAUUUGUUGAGCGUAUUCUUCAAAGUAUUAUGUUUAUGUAUUUUGGUUUAAAUGGUGUUGGGUUUCCCUCCCCGCAAGUGUGCAUAAAAACUGGUUCUACAAAUUUUUACUUGAAGUACCGGGAAGUUUGCUUUUUCAGUUUUUUUGUUUUGUUUUGUUUUAUUGUAUUAAGUAAAAUUUUAAAUGCGCAGUUCUAUUUGAUAUAUGAACUAAUUCAUUUAGUAAGUAUAUUUGUAAAAGCUAAAGCUAGAGAUAAAACAAUAAGUUUUACAAUGAUUUGUAAAGGACUAUUUAUACCUAAUAUGGUUUUGUUUUCAAUGAAUUAAGAUAAGAGAUUAAAUAUAUCUUUGUAAAUUAUUUUAUGUCAUAGCUUAAUUGGUCUACCAAAUAAGACAUCUCAAAUAUAGUGGUAUAAUGUAUGAAUUUUGUAAGUAUAAGCAAUUUUAUUAGACAUUCUCCUGCUUUUUGUAAACGCUGUAAAUAUUUCAUAAAUUAACAAAGUGUCACUCCAUACAAAGAAGAAAGCUAAUACUAAUGGCUUAAAGGAUAUUGUGAAAUUUCAUGAAAACAUUUUCAUGGCAAAAAAAAUGACUAAAGACCUGCUGUA